GCCUAGAGGGAAAGCGAGAGGGAGACGGACGUUGAGAGAACGAGGAGGAAGGAGAGAAAAUGGCGUCCACGGAUUAUAGUACCUACAGCCAAGCAGCAGCCCAGCAGGGCUACAGUGCUUACACAGCCCAGCCAACUCAAGGAUAUGCACAGACCACUCAGGCAUAUGGGCAACAAAGCUAUGGAACCUAUGGACAGCCUACUGAUGUCAGCUAUACCCAGGCUCAGAGUACUGCCACUUAUGGGCAGACAGCAUAUGCAACUUCUUAUGGACAGCCUCCCACUGGUUAUACUACUCCAACUGCCCCCCAGGCAUACAGCCAGCCUGUCCAGGGGUAUGGCACAGGUGCUUAUGACACCACCACUGCUACAGUCACCACCACUCAGGCCUCCUAUGCAGCUCAGUCUGCAUAUGGCACUCAGCCUGCUUACCCAACCUAUGGGCAGCAGCCGGCUGCCGCUGCACCUGCAAGCUAUUCCUCUACACAACCGACCAGUUAUGAUCAGAGCAGUUACUCUCAGCAGAACACCUAUGGGCAGCCAAGCAGCUAUGGACAACAGAGUAGCUAUGGUCAACAAAGCAGCUAUGGGCAGCAGCCUCCCACUAGUUACCCCCCCCAGACUGGAUCUUACAGCCAGGCUCCAAGUCAAUAUAGCCAACAGAGCAGCAGCUACGGGCAGCAGAGUUCAUUCCGACAGGACCACCCCAGUAGCAUGGGUGUUUAUGGGCAGGAGUCUGGAGGAUUUUCCGGACCAGGAGAAAACCGGAGCAUGAGUGGCCCUGAUAACCGGGGCAGGGGAAGAGGGGGAUUUGAUCGUGGAGGCAUGAGCAGAGGUGGGCGGGGAGGAGGACGCGGUGGAAUGGGCAGCGCUGGAGAGCGAGGUGGCUUCAAUAAGCCUGGUGGACCCAUGGAUGAAGGACCAGAUCUUGAUCUAGGCCCUCCUAUAGAUCCUGAUGAAGACUCUGACAACAGUGCAAUUUAUGUGCAAGGAUUAAAUGACAACGUGACUCUUGAUGAUCUAGCAGACUUCUUUAAACAGUGUGGGAUUGUUAAGAUGAACAAGAGAACUGGACAACCCAUGAUCCACAUCUACCUGGACAAGGAAACAGGGAAGCCCAAAGGUGAUGCUACAGUAUCCUAUGAAGACCCGCCGACUGCCAAGGCUGCCGUGGAGUGGUUUGAUGGCAAAGAUUUCCAAGGGAGCAAACUUAAAGUCUCUCUUGCCCGGAAGAAGCCUCCAGUGAACAGCAUGAGGGGUGGCAUGCCGCCCCGCGAGGGCAGAGGGAUGCCACCACCACUGCGUGGAGGUCCAGGUGGCCCAGGAGGUCCAGGGGGUCCCAUGGGUCGCAUGGGAGGCCGUGGAGGAGACCGAGGAGGCUUUCCCCCAAGAGGACCACGGGGUUCCCGGGGGAACCCUUCUGGAGGAGGCAAUGUCCAACACCGAGCUGGAGACUGGCAGUGUCCCAACCCGGGCUGUGGAAACCAGAACUUCGCCUGGAGAACAGAGUGCAACCAGUGCAAAGCCCCGAAACCCGAGGGCUUUCUCCCGCCGCCCUUCCCACCUCCGGGUGGUGACCGCGGCAGAGGUGGCCCCGGCGGCAUGCGGGGGGGUAGAGGUGGCCUCAUGGACCGCGGUGGCCCCGGUGGCAUGUUCAGAGGCGGCCGUGGUGGAGACAGAGGCGGCUUUCGUGGUGGCCGUGGCAUGGAUCGCGGCGGCUUUGGCGGAGGAAGACGAGGGGGGCCGGGGGGACCCCCAGGACCUUUGAUGGAACAGAUGGGAGGAAGAAGAGGCGGACGCGGAGGACCUGGAAAGAUGGAUAAAGGGGAGCACCGCCAGGAGCGCAGAGAUCGGCCCUAUUAGACACAGCCCGCAGAGCCGCAUUGACUACCAGAUUUAUUUUUUAAACCAGAAAAUGUUUUAAAUUUAUAAUUCCAUAUUUAUAAUGUUGGUCACAACAUUAUGAUUAUUCCUUGUCUGUACUUUAGUAUUUUUCACCAUUUGUGGAGAAACAUUAAAACAAGUUAAAUGGUAGUGUGCUGAGUUUUUUUUUCCCCCCCCUUCUUUUGAAGAUGGUUGUUUAAGACGUAACAAUGGGAACCCUUGUGAGCAUGCUCAGUAUCAUUGUGGAUGAACCAGAGGGCCUCUAACUGUAACAAUGUUCAUGGUUGUGAUGUUUGUUGGUUUUUUUUUUUUAAAUAAAAUUCCAAAUGUUUAUAAACAGUCA
Messenger RNA from Dipodomys ordii (Ord's kangaroo rat), 2226 nucleotides. RefSeq names its product EWS RNA-binding protein 1 (gene Ewsr1). Gene Ontology annotation, cellular component: nucleus. The transcript has 16 exons. Gene Ontology annotation, molecular function: RNA binding; transcription coregulator activity. Gene Ontology annotation, biological process: regulation of DNA-templated transcription. The coding region runs from base 60 to 1862 and encodes 600 amino acids. NCBI's taxonomy places the organism in Eukaryota, Metazoa, Chordata, Mammalia, Rodentia, Heteromyidae. The record is from RefSeq and is a predicted model, not a curated record.